Messenger RNA from Pelobates cultripes (western spadefoot toad), 370 nucleotides. NCBI's taxonomy places the organism in Eukaryota, Metazoa, Chordata, Amphibia, Anura, Pelobatidae. The record is from the annotation of a GenBank genome assembly.
GCGCUAGCGGCCUUUCAUGAUCAGACUUCUACCGAAGCUAACCCCACUGCGCGCAUACUCUCUGACUCAGAGGAUUCCCAUACUUCGGAUAAGGAGGAAGUCACGCGCAAGCGCUAUUGGAAAGGGGAUAGUGCAUCCACAGGCAAGGGCAACGCUCCUGCCAAGUCCCUUAAGUUGUCAUUAACUCUUCCACUCCACAAUACUUUAGACCCUCUAGAGGGCUCUACAACCAAUGCGGGUAAUGUGAUGGAUGAUUAUUAUCUCAACUGUUCCGACGUGGAUCUCCUGGCAAAUGCGCUACGAGACUCCUCAUCAGAAUUUGUUAAAGAGACCUUUAUUAACAUGAGACCUGUUACAGACCUGGAUUCUG